AUGGAGGACUCAGCAGUGGUCAAUGCUUUGAACUUAAACAGGAAAUUGCCACCCAGCAACAUCCCUAAAAACAUUUUGGCUUUAUCUGAAAUAGUCGAGAACGAAGACGAGCAGGAUGAAAUGAUUCAGCGUAUCGACCAACCUCUGGAACGGAUCCAAGACUCAAGUAACGGAGCAGAUUUCCUUAAAUGAGAAUACAACAGAGAUGGAGACUGCUGGAGAUCACCGUACACAAACGAGUAUUUCCCUCAGCCUCACGAAGAAGAUAUGAGUGAGGCUUUCUACCCGAGUGGAUUACUCAGAGACAUGGAAGAGCAGGCCAACGACAUGAUCAAAGAGUACUCCAACCUAUAUUUCACAAAUCCUUUAUCCAAUGCUUACUUCUUCGAGACGACUGAAGAAGGCUUUGGAGCCUGCUACUUGAUUCUGAACGAGCUUAGCAGCGAGAAAGGAGUCAAAGAUGGUCAGUGGCACAGUCUCCACUCGUUCACAGUCGAGGAGAACGUGACUGGCAAGCACACCUACACUCUUGUGAGUACUGUGUUCCUGAAGCUGGAGCUUGCAGGAGGCCUUUACGGAGAACUCAAAAUCAACGGAACUUCCACUAAAAGAACAGAGCAGACUCACCCAAAGUCCAGCAAAGGCAGCGAGCACCUGGUCAGGAUGGGCAAGAUGCUUGAGAAAAACGAGAAGUUCCUCAGAGACGAACUCGACUCAGUGUACGUAGGCAAGUCAAAGCAGAUCAUCAACACUGGGAGGAUGCACGACCUGUACGGGACCAACAAAACUAUUCUGUCGUAGGUUUCAAAAUCAUGGCUGAC
Messenger RNA from Moneuplotes crassus, 821 nucleotides. Lineage: Eukaryota; Ciliophora; Spirotrichea; Euplotida; Euplotidae. The record is from the annotation of a GenBank genome assembly.